Messenger RNA from Diaporthe batatas, 1467 nucleotides. Its product is annotated as E2 ubiquitin-conjugating protein MMS2. The transcript is spliced from 6 exons. Lineage: Eukaryota; Fungi; Ascomycota; Sordariomycetes; Diaporthales; Diaporthaceae. The record is from RefSeq and is a predicted model, not a curated record. Bases 1 to 1467 code for a protein of 488 amino acids.
AUGGCUGCUCAAGUUCCACGCAACUUCAAGCUCCUCGCCGAGCUCGAGAAGGGCGAGAAGGGCAUGGGUGCAGGUGCCUGCUCAUACGGUCUGGAAGACCCUGAGGAUAUCCUCAUGACCAACUGGCGAGGCACCAUUUGGGGACCCCCUCAUGGCCAACAUGAGAACCGAAUCUACGAACUCAAGAUGGAGUGCGGCCCGAACUACCCAAAGCAGCCCCCGAUCUUCCACUUCGUCAGCCAGAUCAACCUCCCCGGCGUGAACCAGCAGGACGGCCGCGUCGACCAGAACUCCGUCGGCAUCCUCCGUGACUGGGAGCGAAUCGCGACCGAGCUCUCCAAGAACCCCCGUCCCAAGGAGGACCCCCUGAGCCUCGAAGCUGCUUUGAUUGCGAUCAGGAAGUACAUGGACGAGCACAAGAAGCUGCCCCAGCCUCCCGAGGGCUCCAAGUACAUGCUCAAAGUCCACGCGCGCGACCGACAUGGCCGACACGCGCUGAUGCCGCGGGACCCACGCUUUGCUUUGUACCGGGCACUCCUGCGCCAGGUGCCACACAUCUCCCUACCGGCUGACCUGACAUCCCGCCCGGGAUGGAUCAACCCCAUUCGAUUCCUCAUCCACGCGGGCUUCCGCCGCAACAAGAACGACACGUCCCCGCGCCUCGUCACGGCCGCCCUGCAGAGCGGCUACCGCUUCCUCACCAUGCUCACGCAGGCCCAUGACGCCUCCGCGCCGCAGCACAGCGAGAUCGUGGCCUUCCUGCGCGAGCGGCAGAGCAGGUUCCCGCCCCCGCCGGCCCCGGGCGCCCGCGACCCGGAGGACGCAGACGAGAAGAGGCGCGCCGCGGCGCCGCCGCUCCUGACGCUGGUCAGCGCGCCGGGCGAGAAGCCGGUCUACAAGUCGACGGUGCGGCCGCGGCCGCUGGGCGAGCUGUCGGGCGGGGUGCGCAAGGUCCCCGUGCUGGACCAGACGAGCGCCGGCCACUCGUUCCUGCGGAUCGGCAAGCCCCAGUCGCACUUCCUGGGCAGCUUCCUGCAGCGCAAGUCCAAGACGCGGCAGCGGCGCAUCACGCUCAUGCAGGAGCUGGGCGACGAGUACCUGACGCAGGCGGGCGACGAGGACAGGUGGGAGGAGCAGCUCGUGCGGCUGGCGCGCGCCGAGGGGGCCGGGCAGCUCGAGGGCUACGGCUCGGGGGGCGGGGAUGAUGACACGUAUGUGCAGGCUGUCCACGUCGGGAUCAGGGAGGCGGGCGAGGGGCUCACGAGGGAGGCGGAGGACAUGUUUGCGCGGGCGAGGGCGAUGCUGGAUAUUGUUGAGGAGGAGAAGAAGCUCGCUGAGGCUGAGGCCAAGGACAGGAAGAGGCUGAGGAAGAGACAACGCGCGACGAGGAAGAGGGAGGAACGGGAAGAGGCCGAACGGGCGGAGCGCCGGCGGCGGUGGCAGGAGGCGCGGGAGCAGGAGACAUGA